ACAAAUUUUAAUUUCUUUCAUAUUUCCUUUCAAUGGUGUAGUGCUGGACAUGCCCGGAAGCUUCUUAUGCUCUUUGCCACCAUCACUAGAGUGUUUGAAGAACCUCAGGGUAUUGUAUUUGCAUAGCCAGGGCGUUGAGGAUAUUUCGGUCAUAGGAGAGCUUAAACAACUUGAGAUGCUCAUUUGCUUCUGCAGUGCUAAAACAUUACCAGCUAAAAUAGGAUGUCUGACUAACCUGAGGGUCCUUAACAUGGGGGACACUUGCAUCCAGAAGAUUGCUCGUGGAAUAUUCACUCAACUAGCACGACUUGAAGAGGUAUACUUGAUAAAUAACAACUGCAUCGAAGGGUCAUUUCUUCGUGAGAUCAGUAACUUAAGAUAUUUAACCUGUUUGAAUAUUCAAAUACUUGAGGCAAGUCUUCUACAUACAAACAUAUCCUUCCAGUCAUUCCCAAGAAGGUACUUUGUGUUCAGCUCUUCAUAUUUCCUAGGGGAAGGACACUUGCAUAAAGCUAUGCAUUUAUCUCUGCCCGUAAUGAGUCCUUUGAGCAAUUGGGUUUGCGUCAUGCUGAGGGAAGCAGAGGAUCUUUAUUUGGAUGAGAAUGGGUCGAAGGUGGCAAUAGAUGUGUUGGGUAUAGAAAGGUUUCAGAAUGUGAAGAAACUCAUACUUCAAUAUUGUAGCAAUGUGGUGUUUUUGGCCAACACUGAGAAUUUGGCCUCAUCAAGUCAGUGUGUUUUCCCUAUCCUAGAGUCUCUUAGCCUCUUGCACCUCAACAACUUUCUAAAGAUAUGCAACGGUCCGUUUCUUGAAGGUUCUUUGGAGAAGUUUAACCACCUAAGAGUCAUUGCACUCCCCAAAUUGACCACUUUGUUGGAGGACUCAUCUCAAAGAGUCUCUCUUAGAAACCUCCAAAUCAUAACGAUUGAUGCGUGCCCUCGAAUGUCAAGCCUAUUUUCACUCGCAACAGCUAGAGGUUUGGUGAAGCUAAGAGAUCUUGAUAUAUGUAAUUGUGUGGCAAUGGAAGAAGUCUUUUUAAAUGAAAGAAAUGGGAGGUCAUUUGUGAGGCAGAAGCUCACGUUCCCAAAACUAAACCAUGUGAGACUUGAGAAUUUGCCAAACCUCUCUUGUUUUUGCCAUGGUGUUGAAGACAUUGAGUUCCCUCAGUUAAUGCACUUGGAGAUAACAAAUGCACCUAAGUUUACAAGUUUCUGCCCUCCACGAAGCCAGGGUGACUUAGAAGGCCUUUCACUCUUUGACUAUCAGGUCAAAUUUGGUUCCCUAAAGAAAAUGACACUCAAAAUAUUGGAUGGAGUGAAAGAGAUAUGGAGCAGCUGCUCCUUCACCAAACUUGAAAUUUUGAGCAUAGAAUGCUGCAACAAUCUGAAAUGGCUAUUUUGCCCCUCAGUUGCUCACACCUUUGUCAACCUCAAGGAAAUGGAUAUUGCACAAUGCCAUAAACUUGAAGAAGUGAUUUCAAAUGACCAAGUGAAAGGAGGCAACAAACCAGUGUUUCCUAAGCUGGAAAAACUUAAGAUUUCGCAGCUACCCGAGCUUCGGGUCUUCUGGCUAGUCGAACAUGCUAUAGAGCUUCCGUUGUUAAAACACUUGGAGAUCAACCAAUGCCCCAAAAUGAAAUCUUUUACUCACGGGCCAUUGCGAACUCAGAGCCUUAAUCUGCUCGUGGUAAAUGGGGAAACCGUUGAUGUGGACGUUAACGUUGCAUUGCACCGACAUUAUUCGUCAUGAAAGGUUAUCCCUUUGUCCCUGAAAAAAUUUCUUUUAUGAUAAAGUAGUGGACUAUUAUAUUUUCUGAGUUGUAUUAUGAACUACUCCAUAUUAUCUACCCUUUAUAUUGACCGGCGCAAUAGUAGCAUUCGUAUACGAAGCACAAUGGUUUAAUACAGGUAAAAGAUUUAC
Molecule: messenger RNA, 1918 nt
Organism: Cuscuta campestris
Lineage: Eukaryota; Viridiplantae; Streptophyta; Magnoliopsida; Solanales; Convolvulaceae
Source: the annotation of a GenBank genome assembly